AUGCUGCAGCUGAAGCCGAAACUAAAUGAUCUAAUGAGAUGUAACGUAGGUGAUGGCAAGACAGCCAGCUUCUGGUACGACUGGUGGACUGACCUUGGACUCCUAAUCUCUGUCUUUGGUGCUAGAGGGCCGGGGGAUUUACAAAUCCCGUUACAUUCUACUGUCUCCUCGGCUGCAGCCAAUGGUGAUUGGAUUCUUCCUCCAGCUCGAUCUCACGAAGCUGAAACUCUUCAACUGGUUCUCUCAACUAUGCAGCCUCCGUCAGACUCGCGCGGGAAGGACGUUUUCCUCUGGCGGAAUGGUGAUUGGGCUGAUUGGUCUUUCUCUAAGAAAUUUUCAUCUAAAGCAACGUGGAAUCUCUUGAGACAAAGAUCUCCUGUCGUUCCUUGGUGUAAUCUUGUUUGGUUUAAAGAAGCGGUUCCUAGAUUCUCUUUUGUAUCUUGGAUGACAGUGUUAGCAAGGUUGCCUACUAGGGACAGGCUAAUCUCAUGGGGAAUGACGGUCCCGGCAGCAUGUACCCUCUGCUCCUCGGGUCUGGAAUCUCAUGCUCAUCUGUUCUUCAACUGUACUUUUUCCUCAGCAGUUUGGUCUCAUUUUGCUGGAUGGAUGUUUUCCACUCCGCCGGUCUCCCCAGACUCUGUUAUCACCAUCAUCGACAGGCCUUACAUUGCCUCUUGUCCUGGUGCGGCAACUGUUAUUAAGCUUUUGGCGCAGGUCAUUGUUUACUGUCUGUGGUGUGAGAGGAACCAUCGCAUCUUCCGUCAAGUAUCAUCUACCGAAGCAGCGAUCAUCUCCAGGGUUGGCCGCUUGAUGGGGGAUUGUCUCCUUUCGCUGCCGCCGCCUCGUGAGGGAUCAGCCUCCUACUUGCUGCUGUUUCUCUCAUCUCGCUCCUUGUUCCCGCCUUAG
Molecule: messenger RNA, 906 nt
Organism: Brassica napus (rape)
Lineage: Eukaryota; Viridiplantae; Streptophyta; Magnoliopsida; Brassicales; Brassicaceae
Exons: 1
Coding region: 1-906 (301 amino acids)
Source: RefSeq, a predicted model, not a curated record